Gigantopelta aegis is the source of this 2346-nucleotide messenger RNA. RefSeq names its product ras-related and estrogen-regulated growth inhibitor-like. Gene Ontology annotation, molecular function: GTP binding; GTPase activity. The record is from RefSeq and is a predicted model, not a curated record. Lineage: Eukaryota; Metazoa; Mollusca; Gastropoda; Neomphalida; Peltospiridae. The coding region runs from base 258 to 932 and encodes 224 amino acids. The transcript is spliced from 4 exons.
AUUUUUUUUUUACCGCGAAUCGUUAAUGCCGUCUGCAGCUAACUGCAAUGUAAAUGUAUUUCCCGCGGCAACAGAACGUCAUUUGAGACGUUACUCGUGUGGCGAUCUAUCGAUGUUCACCGUUAACGUUUCGUCUUGUUUCAGGCACUUGACAUUUGCGAGCAGCCGACAGUCGUGGGGAUGGGAUGUGUAAACAGGAAACCAACAACAUCAACCUCGUGCACGUCAACAGUGUAGGGAUUUAGCGAGCACUUAGUAUGUCGCUCAAUGGCAGCCGCCUGAAACCCCCCAAUGGAAACGACUCUAAGGACCUCACGUGCAAGAUGGUGUUGCUAGGAAGACCCGGUGUGGGAAAAACAGCGUUAACUGUGAGGUUUCUAACAAGGCGAUUUAUUGGAGAAUACUGUCCCACACUAGAAAGUGUGUACAAGUGUCACACGCAGGUAGAUGACGACAAUGUCAGGCUAGACAUUCUCGACACGGCGGGACAGGCCCAAACUGGUUGGAAAGACGGAUACGCGAUGUGGGCGGACUGCUUUGUGUUUGUGUAUUCUAUAACGGACCGGGCGUCGUUUCUGGAAAUAUCCCAGCUGAAGCGACACGUGGAGACUGUGAGGAAGUCUUCUUCCAUCACCGGUAUUCUCGUGGGCAACAAGAUAGAUCUGCUCCACGAUCGACAAGUUACGGAAGCGGAAGCGGGUGAGCUAGCGGACGAACUGGGCUGUAGAUUCUAUGAGGUGUCCGCCGCGGACUGGACACAGGUCCUAACGAUCACCGACAUGUUUAAGGACCUGUUUAGGGACUUCAAGAGGACGAGAGGUACUCGUGAAGGCCGCCAUAGAAAGACGAGUUCGUCGAUGCGCUUCAAACAGGCCAUACAGAAAGUGAUUACGGGUAAAAGUGGCUCAAACCGCCGUGCAACGACCAUGUGACUCAUCACAUGACCAUUAUUCAUUAACGGGGAUGGAUGGAUGUAUAAUUUACUUCCGGAGUGAUGUCUCGUCUAUGUUGAAAGGAACAUCCGGUGAUGACGUCAUAUACAUCAGCUUUUCAUUCCGAUUUAAUGUUCAGUCUGAGUGUAGUAAUUGCUCUGUUUACGAUGGAGGGAAAAGGAAUGUUGGCUUAAAGAUACAAUCUCGUAGUUUUCAUGCCAUAGCACCGUCGCACCGUGCAGAACACAAACACAACUGCAUUAACAGGUGUGGGGUUUGUUUUAUUACUGUUACCUUGGUCAGUGGAGAACGGCCCCGCAUUUUGAUCGUUAGACCCAAAACACACCAAAGCUGGGCCUGGGUGUGGCAAGUGUGGUAACAGUCGAAAGAGAAAGUCGCAGAAUGUGACAAAAACACACCGAUCAGGCGAACAACGACAUUAACAAAUUGAUUAAAAUGUAUAUAUAAAUCAUAUAUACCUAUAUGCCUACAUAUAUACGAUAUAAUACCUACAUACCUACCUACAUACAUACAAACAUAGAUAGCUAGACAGGCAGACAGGCAGAUAGAUUGGUACGCACAUACAUACUUACAUACAUACAUAUAUAUGUAUUGAUAACACGUAACAGUUACGGACCCAUACUUCAGAAUCUACGCUAGACGUGGUAUCUUUGCCACACUUGCCUGACACAAACCCCAGACCCAGCGUCGGUGUGUUUUGCCAGUUUAAUGCAUAUUGUGUGACCAAGGUUAGCGACUGCAUUCAAGGAUAACGAAGAAUAGGGCGUUACCUGAAAGAAAACACUGUGUGUGAUCUGUUCUACCUGUUAAAUAAUAAUAAUAGCUGUACUCGAGAUGGGAGCAUUAACAACGUCUCCGAACACAAUUUGCAAGCAAGUGUCCAUCAGAUGGUAAAUGCGAUAAUGGGUUUGGAUUUUUAUGUUUUAAAAACACUAUGAUUGCAGCUGUUAACUGGGAAGAAAUUAUUUAUCAGAAAAAAAUAUUGCAUGUCGAUUAACGUAUCAUACAUUUCAUUGUAAAUGAAAAUUCUCUAUUCUUGGGUUCCUUCGUUAAAAUGACAAAUGUAAGACCUUUUUUCCUUACCAUGAUGGUGGUAUUUGGGGGGUGGGGGUGGUCCAUGACAAUUUACAGGGGUAUCAUGACUAACGCUGUAAUUCAAUCGGGCCUUUGUGGGGAGUGGGUGUAAUUAUUAUAUUUAAUAUUUUAUUAUUAUUUGUUUUGUAUAUUGUUGCUGUUUUUGGAGAGGAGGGUUUUUUCUCAUACUCUCUUGGUUUUGUGAACAUAUCUGCAGAACUCUCUUGUACAUCGAUACAAUUUCCAGUGGUCACCGCUGUGCUUGUGUGGUAAAUGGCAUUAUGUAGAGAAAGGAAAAACAUCGAGCACAUAUCUUAAA